Molecule: messenger RNA, 1204 nt
Organism: Plutella xylostella (diamondback moth)
Lineage: Eukaryota; Metazoa; Arthropoda; Insecta; Lepidoptera; Plutellidae
Gene: CycH
Product: cyclin H
Biological process (GO): DNA-templated transcription; regulation of transcription by RNA polymerase II
Cellular component (GO): transcription factor TFIIK complex
Molecular function (GO): cyclin-dependent protein serine/threonine kinase regulator activity
Source: RefSeq, a predicted model, not a curated record
UGUCAAUGUCAAACACUGUCAAAGUUAGGGAACGGUUGUUGUGUGGGGUUUGUUUAUUUUUUGUAAUUUAAUUUUAGUCGUUAAAACAUAGACCAUGUUUUCUACGAGUUCACAACGAAAAGCGUGGACAUUCAGUGACGAGGGCGAGCUGGCUCGUCUGCGGGAGAAGCACAACUUGGAAUACAUCUCGCGUCAUGGCACGCAGGUCGACGAGUUCCAGAGGUACAACUACUUCCUGUCUCCAGACGAGGAGAGACUCUUGCUGCGGCAGUACGAGCUCCAUCUCAAGGAGUUCUGCAAGAGAUUCAGCCCCCCCAUGCCGAAGGGAGUCGUCGGGACCGCCUUCCAUUACUUCAAACGCUUCUAUCUGUACAACUCAUCAAUGGACUACCACCCUAAAGAGAUAUUAGCCACGUGCGUGUACCUGGCGUGUAAAGUCGAAGAGUUUAACGUGUCUAUCGGCCAAUUUGUAGCCAACAUCAAAGGCGACAGAGAAAAGGCCUCAGAUAUCAUCCUAAAUAAUGAACUGCUGCUAAUGCAGCAACUGAACUAUCACUUGACAAUCCACAACCCGUUCAGGCCUGUUGAAGGCUUCCUCAUUGACAUCAAGACGAGAUGUUCUCUUGCCAAUCCAGAAAGACUGAGGGGAGGCAUAGAUGAGUUCUUAGAAAAAGUGUUCUUGACUGAUGGAUGCCUGUUGUAUGCUCCGUCUCAAAUUGCAUUGGCAGCGGUUCUUCAUGCUGCCAGCAAGGAGCAGGAGAACUUGGACCGUUACGUCACGGACAUGCUGUUCCAUGAGGCUGGACCAGACAAGCUAGCCGUGCUGAUCGAGGCUGUCCGUAAAAUACGCUCCAUGGUGAAAAUGGUAGAGAGCCCAGCCAGGGAGCGAGUACGACUUAUAGAGAAGAAACUAGACAGAUGCCGCAAUCAAGAGAAUAAUCCAGACAGUGAGAUAUACAAGAGACGUAUGAGAGAGGCUCUAGAUGAUGAUGACUUGCCUCGGGGCUCCAGCCGAAUGUCUCUGGACACCAGCGGGGUCACAGCGGUCCUAUCUCCAUCUGCGUCAUAGCAUAAAGUACAGUUGUUGAUUUGAUUUUGACCAAACAUUGACUUAAAAUGCAAAUUGAUAACUUAUUCUUAUUAACCAGAUGAUAAAACUAUGUAUAACUAGGUGAUAAAAAAUAAAGACUAUUUUACUGCAUAA